ACACAGAAAGUAUUUCUUAAUUUAUUGUUUUUUUCAUAUUAAACUGUGCGUAUUAUAAUUUUUUCUCAUUAGGUAAAAAAAUGGGGGACUGGUCUAUCUUGGAGCGUCUCUUGACAGAAGUCCAGAACCAUUCCACUGUGAUUGGAAAGAUAUGGCUGACCAUGCUUCUCAUUUUCCGCAUCCUUUUGGUAACGUUGGUGGGCAAUGGGAUGUAUGGAGAUGAACAGUCCAAAUUUACCUGCAACACUCUUCAGCCUGGUUGCAAUAAUGUGUGUUAUGACAGUUUUGCUCCUGUUUCACACCUCAGGUUUUGGAUAUUUCAGAUUGUUUUGGUUUCAACGCCUUCCAUUUUUUACAUCAUCUAUGUCCUGCAUAAAAUUGCUAAUGAUGAGAAGACUGAACUGGAAAAGAACAACAUAAUGGAGCUGAUUCAGAGAUCUGAUGGAGAACACCUGUCCAAGAGCAAUAUAAACCCAGACGCUGAACAACAAAUGGAUGGUAAAGAUGCCUCCUGGAAAGGAACACAGUUUAAGUCAAAGUUAAGAAAGGAUUUCAAAGGGUCUACCCCAGUCUUUGACAAAAUGCACAUCAUCUAUAUUGUCCAUGUGGUACUCAGGUCUCUGAUGGAGGCUGGGUUCCUGGUGGGCCAAUACUAUCUUUUUGGUUUUGAAGUGCAUCUUCUUUUCCGAUGUGAGACAUACCCUUGUCCGACCACAACUGAUUGCUUUGUCUCAAGGGCCACUGAAAAGACAGUUUUCCUUAACUUCAUGUUUGGGGUUGGACUUGGCUGCUUCAUUCUGAACCUUGUGGAACUGCAUUACUUAGGUUGGUUCUAUGUUUUCCGCAUUUUAUCCCUGGCCUGCUCUGCCUGCUGUAAAUUUAAGAGUAGGAAGAAGGAGAAGCCAAAGGUUCUACACCCAGAGCAGAACAGCUUACUCAUACACUUAAAGGACACCAUACAAGAAAAGUUUGUGCUCAAGACUUCUUCAAGUUUAUCACAGGAGAAGAUACGUUGUCUCCCAUCACAGACAGCUGCCAUUUCCUUUACACAGGAUGACAACAGUGAUACUACCUCCAGGAAAGGCCCAGACAGUAAGCACAAUAGCCUUGACAAAAUAUACAAAAUCAAAAAAUCUUGGCUUUAAGAAAGAAAGGACCAUUUAAUAUAGGUCCAUCAAUCAUUUUCCAGCUUCUUUAUCAUGACUCGCUAUGAAUUGAU
Molecule: messenger RNA, 1219 nt
Organism: Xenopus laevis (African clawed frog)
Lineage: Eukaryota; Metazoa; Chordata; Amphibia; Anura; Pipidae
Product: provisional ortholog of gap junction protein delta 2 L homeolog
Exons: 1
Coding region: 81-1145 (354 amino acids)
Biological process (GO): cell-cell signaling; cell communication; transmembrane transport
Cellular component (GO): plasma membrane; gap junction; connexin complex
Molecular function (GO): gap junction channel activity
Source: RefSeq, a predicted model, not a curated record